AAUCUGAUCUAAUCUCGUUACCAACCUCCGGGCUCCGCCGUCGGAACUAUAAAGAGCAUCUUCAGUCUUCUACCUCUAGCAGUCGGAGUCAGUUCUAACCCGUAGGCCCUGCCUUGAGUUAUAGUGCAACCCCCGGCUGGAACUCUUGCAUCAUUCUGCAGGAACGCCAUGCCGCUGGUGGUGUCCGAUCUGUGACCCUUAGUUGUGUCUUGGGUACUUGGAUGAAGCCUUGUUGGAGUUGGGAAUUGGUGCCCUUUGGCGCUGGAUCGGUGUUGUAGGGUUUUCAUCUACCAACAUCCUGGCUGGUUUUUCGUUGUGAGAUAUUAGUUUUCCAGAUCUGUGUCACUGCCCGUAUUAGCAAUCGUGUGUGGUAUGGCUUCAGAAUUGUUUCACGCUUACGGGUGGAGCAUUGGUUUCUGAAUUGGAAGUGAGAAACGUAGUGGUUCUAACCUUUAAAUUGUGACCUUAGCGUUACACAUCACGGAUCUUUGCCUCCGUUGCGUUAUCGCUCCUGAUUUCGUGGGCAUUCCGGUUACUGGUGAUAAAACUCAUUCACACUAGCCAGGUAGUGUUAGAGUAGCAGCAUCUGUUGAGGAAGACAAUUUCAAUGUUGUUCUAAAUCAUUCCACUCAGGUGACUUCAGCGGUUUUGGUGUUACGGUUCUUAGCAGUUAGCUUUUCAGUUACCUUGGAGGUUGCGCUACGAAGCAGCCCAGGCACUUGAAUCUCUCACUUCCGAUCUCGUUGAUCUACGUGAUAUUUUCACGUAAGUCACGUGAAAUUAUACAUUAGGUUGUAGUGGUGUUCGCAGUUAGCGAUUGUUCACGUAAGCGAUUUUCGGGAUCGUUUUAGCACUUCCAACCAUGACGACAAUGAUUGCCGCCGCUAGGAUGAUAUCCUGGGGAUUCAUGGGACAGGGUGCAAGACGAAGAUGGUGCCGAGGUGAUCUUCCUGAUUUGGAUGCAUUUUCUAAGCCUUGUCGUCCAGUGAUGCAGGCGCCAUUGUCAAGGAGGUCACUCAGUUUGAUAUGCUCGCUUUCAUCGGAGCGGCCGCCUCGAAGCGUCAUUCCCAAGGAUGCGACCAAGAAGGGCAAGAGAUCCGAUUUAGCCUGCCGCAGCAGUCUGCAUGACGUUAGGGAAUUUGAGGUUUCGGAGCGACAUGUUUUGGGAGCUGCGAGGCGUUCAAGUCAACGAUCAAAUGCCACGACAUUUCAGGGGUUUUUCGAGGCCGACGCUGCAAGCGGUAGAGUCGAAUGCACUAGUCGAGGAUGCCGGCCAAUUUACGAGGAUUCCUUGCAGCUUGAUGAAAACGUGAGAUGGUCAGCACCUAAAUCCAGACCUGCCACCCACGAAUUCAGCACGAUCCCACCUCACCUCCUUUCUGAUUUCUUUACCGUGGACAUCACCAACGAAUUGAAGGAGGCCUUCGAGGCGGCGCUUCAAGAGGCACCGUGCAAUGCACAGCUGCUUUCUGAGUUUGCAGGCUUCACGUGGGAAGCGAUGAGAGAUCCUGAUGCAGCCGACAGACUGUAUAACCAGGCCCUCGAUGUAUCGCCAGAUGAUCCUGACCUUCUUGCAAGCCAUGCCCUGUUUCUAUGGCGAAGUGAUCAGUAAGUGAUGCGCCCGAUUGGUGGGUGCGACCACCAUUUUCUGUACCUAGAUAGAGUUCGACUGAUUAUAUUUCGUGCACACCCGGCAAGGCAUUUCGUAGUCUUGUACAGCGAGUGUUUGAACCACCACUACAUACGAUCUGUUGAAAACACUAAUACUGUUUAAAUCAAUUCUCGGCUAGAACUGCAACACGGCCUUACGUUCCAUAGACUGUCUCCUACCAUGACUAGGUCCAAUUCCUCUGUGUUGCUCAGUUGAGAGAAAGUGAUGUUUGUUCGGGAUCAUGCAUGAUCAGUCGUCCUGGUCCCAAUGACUGUUAUUAGCCUAGAGUUACUCGUAUCCCGCAUUGUCGCACUGAAAUCUGUGAAUUCAGGGAUCUUAAAUUCACAACUGUGGUAAACACCGCCCUCAAACCUCCUUCAAGCCAUAGUUCAGAAUGUGGGGCAGGCACCAGACUGGAAAGAGCUGGUGCAUGUCCAUCUUUAGAUGAGCGUCACAUGAGCAGAAAAUUGCUCUUUUCCGUUUUCCAAAGAUUUUCUUCAGCUGCAUGGAAGUUGUGUGCCUCCACUGACAUGGUCAGGAGCGUCAGUUGUCCACAACGCAGAUCCGCUGCCCUCCCAUCCCUUUAUCGGAACAGCACAGGAACAGCACAGCAACCUCACCGUAGCUGUCUAUUCAAGAUGGGGACAAGCUUUGUAUGAUGUUCAACCUCGAAUCGACCGACUUGGGCACUCAGUAAACAAGCACAUAAUUCAUUUGGCGCGAGAACCUGUAAACUCUCAAUGAAAGUUUACAGAAACUCACUGGAUUAACUCCCGUGUGCUUAAAAUUUAUCCUACUCAUACUACUACAUGUUUACUUCCAGCUGUGGUUGUAAUCAGUCAAUCUUAUAACAGUACCAACUUUUCAA
Physcomitrium patens is the source of this 2519-nucleotide messenger RNA. RefSeq lists its product as uncharacterized. The record is from RefSeq and is a predicted model, not a curated record. Gene Ontology annotation, molecular function: protein binding. Lineage: Eukaryota; Viridiplantae; Streptophyta; Bryopsida; Funariales; Funariaceae.